This is a messenger RNA of Galeopterus variegatus (Sunda flying lemur), 1268 nucleotides long. RefSeq names its product aldo-keto reductase family 1, member B1 (aldose reductase) (gene AKR1B1). Gene Ontology annotation, cellular component: cytosol. Gene Ontology annotation, molecular function: aldose reductase (NADPH) activity. The record is from RefSeq and is a predicted model, not a curated record. The transcript has 9 exons. The annotation marks the transcript as partial. NCBI's taxonomy places the organism in Eukaryota, Metazoa, Chordata, Mammalia, Dermoptera, Cynocephalidae.
UUUCAGUCCCCUCCAGGCAAGGUGACCGAUGCUGUGAAGGUAGCAAUUGACGUUGGGUACCGCCACAUCGACUGUGCCCACGUGUACCAGAACGAGAAGGAGGUGGGGGUGGCCAUCCAGGAGAAGCUCAGGGAGCAGGUGGUGAAGCGUGAGGAGCUCUUCAUCGUCAGCAAGCUGUGGUGCACGUACCAUGAGAAGAGCCUGGUGAAGGGUGCCUGCCAGAAGACGCUCAGUGACCUGAAGCUGGACUACCUGGACCUCUACCUGGUCCACUGGCCUACUGGCUUUAAGGCUGGGGAUGACUUUUUCCCAUUGGAUGGGUCUGGCAACGUGAUUCCCAGUGACACGGAUGUUGUGGACACAUGGGAGGCCAUGGAAGAGCUGGUGGAUGAGGGGCUGGUGAAAGCUAUUGGCAUCUCCAACUUCAACCAUCUCCAGGUCGAGAGGAUCUUAAACAAACCUGGCUUAAAACAUAAGCCAGCAGUAAACCAGAUUGAGUGUCACCCUUACCUAACUCAGGAGAAGUUAAUCCAGUACUGCCAUUCCAAAGGCAUUGUGGUGACUGCCUACAGUCCCCUUGGCUCUCCUGACAGGCCCUGGGCCAAGCCUGAGGACCCAUCCAUCCUGGAGGACCCCAGGAUCAAGGAGAUCGCAGCCAAGCACAACAAAACCACAGCCCAGGUUCUGAUCCGCUUCCCCAUACAGAGGAAUUUGGUGGUGAUCCCCAAGUCUGUGACACCAGAACGCAUUGCUGAGAACUUUAAGGUCUUUGACUUUGAACUGAGCAGCCUGGAGAUGACCACCUUACUCAGCUAUAACAGGGACUGGAGGGUCUGUUUCUUGGUGAGCUGUACCUCCCACAAGGAUUACCCCUUCCAUGCUGAGUUUUGAAGCUGUUGAUGCCUGUUCUUCCCCCCCAGGUGAUCUACACCUGUUUUUCCUGCCCCAUUUUUCUUUGCAAAGGUAGAAUGGCCUGUGUCCCUCAGCAGUGGGUUAGCAGUCUGCAGACUGACCAGUGAGGGCUUGUGUAGCUUGAUGUUAGGUCUGAAGAGCGGGAUCCAUAGAUUAGAAGUCUCUUCCAGUUUUCUUUGCCCUUCUACUUGCGCAGCUGGGAAGGGUACAACCUGAAUACCCUUUUUUGACCAAAGAGAAGCAAAAUCUACUGAGUCACAAUAGUGCCACUAACAGUUGAGUUUUGACUGCUUGGAACGGUAAUCUUUUCAGCCAGACUUCUCUUUGCCUCAAAUAAAGUGAUUUUGUGAACUUGA